AUGACCAAAUCAAGAGUAGUCAAACAGCUAAAGAAUUUAAACAAGGUAGUGUACACAACCAAAUUGCCACAGAUCGUCAUCGACAGGACAAAGUACGAAGCUAUGAAGCUUACUUUUCAAAGACAGAACACAAAUGGUCACAUGGGUGCCCGCAAGUUCUGGCAUGACUACCUUCCAACAUUACAAUACUACAAUCCUGACUUCAGAAUCGAGCUACUCAGAAUAUUCAAUUCCAAAAAGAAUGUCGAUGUACCUUGCAUACUAGAGAUGCUUGAUACUCAAGGUCAAGCUGUCGAGACGAUAGACAUGAAGGGAAAACAGUCUGCCGAGAUAAUGCAGGAACUGUUGAAAACAAUAGACCACACACAAGUCCCCAAGGACCAGAUAGUCGAGCUAGGCAACAAGGAUUAG
This is a messenger RNA of Huiozyma naganishii CBS 8797, 411 nucleotides long. RefSeq names its product mitochondrial 54S ribosomal protein mL61 (gene MRP49). Gene Ontology annotation, molecular function: structural constituent of ribosome. NCBI's taxonomy places the organism in Eukaryota, Fungi, Ascomycota, Saccharomycetes, Saccharomycetales, Saccharomycetaceae. The transcript has a single exon. The coding region runs from base 1 to 411 and encodes 136 amino acids. The record is from RefSeq and is a predicted model, not a curated record. Gene Ontology annotation, cellular component: mitochondrion.